UAAGUUUCAAAUUACAUUAGUACUCGGCAAUAGAAGAGGGAGGCUGAUUCGAUGGCCCUUUUAUUCAGGAUAUUUAUGACAAGGAUAAGUAAUCUGCAUUUGGGACCAGUAAUUGCUUAGCUUUGUAUUGGUCAAAGUGAAGACGUCCAGUGAGCAGGACCAUCAAUUAGUCACCUAACCAUGAAUUCUCCGUCACCGGCCGCCAUCACUCUCCGUCCGUUCAGACUAGCGGACGUCGAUGACUUCGUAUCAUGGGCCGGCGACGAUCGAGUGAUCCGAUGGCUCCAGUGGACCACCAUUACCUCCAAAGAAGAGGCUCUCGCCUUCAUCAAGAACGUCUGCAUCCCCCACCCUUGGCGGCGCUCCAUAUGCGUCCACGACCGUAACGUAGGAUUCGUAUCCAUCUUCCCGGGAUCCGGCGACGACCGGUGCCGGGCGGACAUCGGCUAUGCGGUGGCGGUGGAACAAUGGGGGCGGGGAAUCGCCACGGAGGCGGUGAAGAUGGCGGUGUCUCAGGCGUUCCAGGACUUGCCCGAUCUGGUGAGGCUGCAAGCUUUCGUUGACGUGGAGAAUAGGGCGUCGAAGAGGGUUCUUGAAAAGGCUGGGUUUCUGAGGGAGGGGCAUUUGAGGAAAUACAGCUAUCAUAGGGGCGAUCUUAAGGACGUGCUUGUCUACAGCAUUUUGCCUAAGGAUAUCAAUCGUCACUUCAACUCCACACCCGUGACCAUGACACCAUGAGCGCAGUCCGAUGGUACUUAUCCAUCUCCUGAGAUUUGAUUUCCCCUCCACGCUCCACUUGUCGCAAGGGGAUUAUGUUUUUUUCACCAUAAAAAUGUUAACUUGGACUCAAAGUCUUUGUGAUAGGAAGGGCUAUAAUAUUAGCCUUCUCUAUUGCCAGAACUCAAAUUUGAAUGUGUACUGUUACGUAUAUAAUUUGUUAAGUGUAUAUCUGAAAAAUAAUAAUAAUUAGAGUAUUGAUAUUUUAUUUA
Molecule: messenger RNA, 989 nt
Organism: Diospyros lotus (date-plum)
Lineage: Eukaryota; Viridiplantae; Streptophyta; Magnoliopsida; Ericales; Ebenaceae
Exons: 2
Coding region: 181-738 (185 amino acids)
Molecular function (GO): acyltransferase activity, transferring groups other than amino-acyl groups
Source: RefSeq, a predicted model, not a curated record